AUGAAGCUACGAGAAAAGUUCUUUGAGCAAAAUGGGGGUGUGUUUCUGAAACAAAAGCUCAAGGCAGCAGGGGCUAGUGAUGUCGUGACUAUGUUUAGCAGUGAACAGCUCCGAAAAGCCACUGAUAACUAUUCGGAGGAGCAAAUUAUUGGCCGAGGUGGUUCUGGUGUAGUGUAUAAAGGAAUCUUGUCUGAUAAACGUGUUGUUGCAAUAAAGAAGUCUAAAAUAGUUGAUGAGACACAGGCAGAGCAAUUCGUCAAUGAAGUAUCUAUCCUUACACAAGUCAUCCAUCGUAAUGUGGUUAAGCUGUUAGGCUGUUGUUUGGAAGAGGAGGUACCAGUAUUAGUUUAUGAGUUCAUCUCUAACAACACACUUUUCUAUCACAUUCAUCAUAGAUCGGGUGGAAUGAGUUGGUUAUCAUGGGAGAAUCGGUUGAGAGUUGCUGCUGAAGCUGCAGCUUCACUUGCAUACCUUCAUUCACAAGCUUCUAUGCCUAUCAUACACAGGGAUGUCAAGUCUGCCAAUAUAUUAUUAGAUGAUAACUACACCACAAAAGUGUCAGAUCUUGGUGCUUCAAGAAUGGUCCCUUUAGAUCACGAUCAAGUCACAACUCUUGUUCAAGGCACACUUGGGUACAACCAUGGAGGAAAAGAACUUGGCCACAUACUUUGUCAAUUCAAUGAAAGAAAACCGUCUAUUCCAAAUUGUUGA
This is a messenger RNA of Lactuca virosa, 711 nucleotides long. NCBI's taxonomy places the organism in Eukaryota, Viridiplantae, Streptophyta, Magnoliopsida, Asterales, Asteraceae. The record is from the annotation of a GenBank genome assembly.